AUGUACACGGGCUGGGAAGUAACCAGUUUGGCUUCCGGAAGGAUCCUCCUGACUUGCGCUGUAUGCGCAUUUGCUUUCCCGGAGCCCCCUCGCGGUCGCAUUGCUCUGCCGGCCAAGCAGUUGCAGCUACCGGAACAUGAGUACGGAGCCCCGAAGACCGAAUACGGUCCACCAGCGCAAGAGUACGGACCACCGACUCCUGUCUAUGGACCCCCAGCAGCCGAAUACGGUCCUCCACCGAAGCUGGUAACUAAGAAUGUCUACGUCCACGUUCCACCGGAGGAACCCACCGAGAUCAUUCGAAGCCCGGUGCUGGAAACUCCCAUUCCCAAGAAACACUACAAGAUUAUCUUUAUCAAAGCUCCGGCUCCUCCUGCACCAAUCCAGCAACAAAUUCCGCCCCAACCACUAGACGAACACAAGACCUUGGUGUAUGUGUUGGUGAAGAAACCCGAGGAACCUGCACCGUUGGAAAUUCCGCAACCAGAGCCUACCGAACCUAGCAAGCCGGAAGUCUACUUCAUUAAGUAUAAAACCAACGAAAACAAAGAGCCAGCCAAAACUUACGGCCCUCCUGCCAACGCCUACGGCCCUCCAUCGCCCCCAUCCGGACCUGCUAGAUACCAGCAAUUCUAA
Messenger RNA from Wyeomyia smithii (pitcher-plant mosquito), 636 nucleotides. RefSeq lists its product as uncharacterized. Bases 1 to 636 code for a protein of 211 amino acids. Lineage: Eukaryota; Metazoa; Arthropoda; Insecta; Diptera; Culicidae. The record is from RefSeq and is a predicted model, not a curated record. The transcript is spliced from 2 exons.